Messenger RNA from Raphanus sativus (radish), 963 nucleotides. RefSeq names its product Golgi apparatus membrane protein-like protein ECHIDNA. Gene Ontology annotation, cellular component: Golgi membrane. The coding region runs from base 164 to 715 and encodes 183 amino acids. The record is from RefSeq and is a predicted model, not a curated record. Gene Ontology annotation, biological process: vesicle-mediated transport; protein secretion. The transcript is spliced from 6 exons. Lineage: Eukaryota; Viridiplantae; Streptophyta; Magnoliopsida; Brassicales; Brassicaceae.
UAAAGAAAACACGCGCAAGAGUUUGACGAUCUGAUACAGAAGAAACAAUUUUGUCGGAAAAUUCUGUCUUUGUCGGAGGGAAGAUCCGUGCAUUCCAUAUCGGAAAAGUGUGUCGUUAUUCUGCUGUUCGGCGUCGGGUUGAUCCAUUUGGAUACUUGGAAAGAUGGAUCCUAACCAGCCACCAGUUGAAAACUAUGCGAACCCGAAGACGUGUCUCUUCCAUGUUCUCUUCAAGGGUGCUGCGUUGGCGUUUUACAUCCUCUCGGCUCUCUUCUUCAACAGCUUUGUUAUAAUCUUUGUGGUGACUGUUCUUCUUGCGGCACUUGACUUCUGGGUGGUUAAGAAUGUGAGUGGGCGUAUACUGGUUGGUCUCAGGUGGUGGAACGAGAUCAAUGACUUGGGUGAAAGUGUGUGGAAGUUUGAGUCUCUUGACCAGGAGUCCUUGGCUCGGAUGAACAAGAAAGACUCGUGGCUUUUCUGGUGGACGCUUUACCUUGCAGCAGCCGCGUGGUUAGUCCUUGGGAUAUUUUCACUGAUAAGGUUUCAGGCCGACUAUCUGCUUGUUGUCGGUGUUUGCUUGUCCCUCAACGUGGCUAAUAUCAUCGGUUUCACAAAGUGCAAGAAAGAUGCAAAGAAACAGUUUCAGCAGUUUGCCUCACAGACAAUCGCAUCACGGUUCCAAUCCACAGUACAAUCUGCCUUCACCCUUGUCUGAAAAGAAGAAAAGGUCAUAGUGAGAGCAAAGACAGUGUACAAAAGAAGAUUCGCCAUAAGCCACACCAUGUUUUUUUUGACUGAUUCGUUUUCUCAAUAUACUAUUUUGUAAGGGAUUAAGAAAGAGAUUUAUUAUAUUAUGUCUUCUUACAUGUAUUAUCAUUUUCGACUUACCCUGUUUAAGAUACUUCUUGAGGUUGUAAAACAUUUUCAAAAGAUCUCGAUGUAGCUUUCACUUUAGCUUGCUAA